Molecule: messenger RNA, 7373 nt
Organism: Schistocerca nitens (vagrant locust)
Lineage: Eukaryota; Metazoa; Arthropoda; Insecta; Orthoptera; Acrididae
Gene: ssp3
Product: S phase cyclin A-associated protein in the endoplasmic reticulum
Exons: 29
Coding region: 249-5711 (1820 amino acids)
Molecular function (GO): nucleic acid binding; zinc ion binding
Source: RefSeq, a predicted model, not a curated record
AAUAAAAUUUUGUUUAUCAGAGUACAGUUGUCAAGCUUGAGAUUAUUCUGUUAAUAACGUUUGCAAUGGUUUAAUCAAAUGUCAAAAUUUUUGUUCAACUGUCAUUUUGAAUUGUAUGGCUAUAGUUUAGAUGUAACGUCGUACAGAGUGGUGUAAUUGUAGUUCUGCAUGCUGUAUAGGAACCUAAAUACUCUGCGAGUGUAGUUUGUAAACUGACAAUUUACGGUAAAUGAACAGGGUAGGGCGAAAUGGAAGAACUACGGAUGGUCGUUCAAGACGAAGGAAAAUCGGCGAAACAUUCGAUUGCCUUUCACGUACCUCUUAACCAGACACAGCUAGACUCAGGGAAAGUACUAGUACGCAAACCUCCAUCAUCACCUAGACCGACAACAGAUUCAAAAAAAGAAGAUCCUUUGCAAAUCUGCAAAAGAGCCCAAGAGAAUUUAAAACCUGGCCCCCGUGUACGAUCGGCGUCAACAGGCAGGGACAAGAAAUCUGAACUUCAAGCAAGAUAUUGGGCAUUUUUAUUUGGAAAUCUUCAGAGAGCUGUUGAUGAGAUAUAUCAGACAUGUGAAACUGAUGAGAGUGUUUCUGAGUGUAAGGAGGUUAUUCUUGUCCUUGAUAACUACACACGUGAUUUCCAUAACUUAAUUGAAUGGUUCAAACUGAAGUGGGAAUAUGAAAACACACCACCUCCUCAACGGCCAACAUCUUAUGCAUGGGAAGUACGGAAGUCCUCUCCAGGAAAGGCUCGUAAUAUUCCUGUAGUAAACAAAUUUGAACGAACAGUGCAAGGAACAAGUUCAUCCUCUGUGGAAGCUGUAAAGCAGGAAGAGACUGUCUCUGUGAAGGUAUCACCUGUGGGCACUCAAGAAACAUCAUCUAAUGUAAACAGCACCACUGUACCAGCAUUGUCGACAGAUAUUGCUGAAGUGCAUACAGCAGAUAACGAAGAUGCCCAUCAGGCAAAAAAUGAUCCAGUCAAACAAAAUGACUCAAAAUUGGCCGGAUCAGUUGUUGAAGGUGUAGAGGUGAUUUCAAGCAGUGGACCUCAGACAGAUACAUUAAGAACUGAAGCUGAUGACAAAGGCAUUAGUGAUUUAGGUGAUGUGUUAGCUAGACAAAGAGACACUUCUGCUGAAACUGUAAAGAGUACGCAAAAAGAAACACACAUCAGAAAAUAUGAUGAGGUUGAGAGAUGUUCUGAAACUCCAGUUGACAAUUCAGAUGUGCCAAAAUGUGAAAAAAUCUGUUCAGAUCUUAAAAGUAGCAAUGGUGUUAGUUCCAUGAGGCAUACUUCUCAAGCAACAGAAGGAAGCAAUUUCAGAGAGGAUAAGGGCACAAGCACAUGUUCACUGCAGGAUGAGCCAGGAGGUCUUGUGCCCAGUGAAAGUGAAGUUGUGAUGGUCCAUCAGGCUUCACAGACAGAUAUGGAACAAUGUGUAGAGGAUUCUGAUGGCAUCCGGUUUGUGUCCAUCGUGGAACAGCCAGCACAUGAAUGUGACACUUCUCAUUCACAGUGUGCAGAAAACAAUGCUGUUGAUCCAGCAAAUGCAGCAGAAUCAACAGUAGUACAAGUCAGUACUUCUGUACCACAUGUGAGUGUAGCAGCUGUUCCUACUGCCAGUACGUCUUCAACAGUACCAGGACCAGCACUUUCAUCUGUAUCAGCUCCUCCUGCAGCAGCUUCAACUAUUGUGCCAGCACAACAACCAGCAGUGGCAACUCAGUUAGUGCCUCCAAGUACAGACAAAACAUCUGUGGUUUCUGGGAGAACUCUAUUACAGCUAUCGAAACCCUCUGCGAGGACUUCGAGUGCACCUCUCCCACGUUCUCAAUCUGUGUCAUCCACAAGACCACCUUACUCUGCAGUGUCGAGGAGUGCUACCCCUCGUAUUGCACCUCUCUCUGCAAGAGCAGUAGCUCCUGGCAGAGGCACUACCGCAGCUGUAGUGGCUGGGACAAGAGGAAUUUCCAGGCCUGGAAUGUCUCCACAACCUCUUCCCAGAGGCUUACCAAGUCCACACCUUGUCCGAAGCAGGACCUCUACAGAUGUCAGAUUUGGCAGAGGCACCAGUCUCCAACGACCAGUUAUGGAUGCAUCUUCCAAAGUUAACAGAAGCCCUCUAGCUCCAAGACAAGCACAUUCAGGGCAGAGUACCUCCCUUGGGACUGUAAGAGCAACAAGGCAGCUCAGUUCUGAUCGCCCGCAGGUUAGAACACCAAAUCAGCAGAGUCGGCAGGCAUGUGGUAUUCCUGGAAAGGAAAACUUAGUCAGGACACAGAAGAAUAGCCCUGUAGGGUCAAGUUCUUCAUUAAACAGCUCAACAUCUUCUGACAAGGUGAAGCAACCUACCACAGUCUCUGUUGAGGUUUUGCCACGCACUGCUGAUGAUGAUGAUACUCAAGGCUGGGAAACAGUGAAAGGCCGUUCCCGCUCAUCACGUGUAUCUCCAACGAGUAAGGUUGCUGCAGGGCAAGGACUCUCACGGCUCAGCGGUAUGAGGUACCGAGCACAGCUGCGUUUUAACCAGCCAACUGCUGCGUCGUCGCUUCCAGCAUUGGCACUUUCAGUGGUUGAAUCCAGCACUGAACUGACACCUGUUAAGGAGCAACGGAAGAAGACAAACAAUGUGAGCAGUUUCCGAACUGCAUCUGAGACAAAAAACUUUACCAAAACGAAAGAGCGGGAUGUGAAUACCCAGCAGAAAUCUCAUAAUGGAAAGAACAGUAAUCAUGUACAAGAGAAAAGCAAAUCUUCAGGCUCUCAGAAGAAGUUAAAUUCUGAAAAACCAGUGAUCGAUGGCCCUGUUUCAGUUGAAAUUACAAUUGAAUCAAAAAAUACUGAUUGUGAGCUGUCACUUUCAAAUGAGGAUGACAAUAACCACACAACAGAAGCCAUUAAGAACUUAAGAAAUAUAGAGAAUGGAAAAAUGAUUUUGGAAUCAAAAUUUGAGGACAUUCUGGAAGAGAAACAUUUAUUCAAUGAAGAAGAACUUCGCAAAAGCAAAGAGUUAUGUGCAGAAGAGGAAAUGCUUCGUAAAAAAAUACAUGAACUUCAGUCUACUGAGAUUGAAGUAGAUACUGAGACUGAUGAAACUGAAACAGAUGGUGAGGCCACAACUUGUCCCGAAGAUGAAAAUGGUAGAAUAGAUGAAGAAAUUGGAGUUGACAGCAUGUCACUGGAAGCCAGAUAUGAAAAUAUACUGGAAGGAAUGUCUUGGUCUGAACGAAUGGAUGCGUUAGAGCAGCUGCAAGAACUUGUUGCAAGGCACCCUGGACGAGCUCUUGAGCUUCACCAGAAACUGUCAUCUCCAUCACGUCGUCGCACUGUUCCUGAAACUUUGCGUCGCUUCCAAGCAAAACAGGCACAGGCCGAAGAAAAACGUGAGAAACUGAAACUGGAACGUAGUCAACGUCUUCGGGAACUUCUAAACAAGGUGGAAGAGGUAAAGGCUGCCCAGGCCCAACUCAUAGAGGAUAAAAGAAACCGCCUUGAAAUGAAGCUGAAACGUGCUGAAGUCAACCGUAAGCUGCACCUUCAAGGCAUUGUACGUAAGGCUCACGAUGAAGAGGAGAAACUGAAGGAGAUUGCAUUCAUCACUGAACUGUCAGCACAAAACAAGAGACACGAUUUUAUGGCUCAAUGCCAGGAACAAGAGGAACGACUCCAAGGCAUACAUGAAGAACGACAGAGAAAACAGGAAGAGAAAGCAGCUAAAGAGGCAGCUGCAGAAGAGAGGCGAAGACUUCUGGAGGCAGAGAGGCAGGAAAGAUUAGAAAAAAUGCAAGAACUUAGGAGAAAGAGAGAGGAAAGAGUUGGACGAAAACAGCAAGAAAAGGAAAAAGAAAGGCAAGAACAUGCAAGAGAAAGGGCAAGAGACCGAGAAGAACGUCUUUCAGCUUUGCAUGCAGCUCAGUUAGCCAAUCAAGAAGAGCUGCAAAAAAAGAUACAGCAGAAGCAGGAAGAUUCAGCACGUCGCCAUGAAGAAAAUAUUGAGCAGAUUCGACAGAAAGCCUUAGAAUCCAGCAUCCUCCGAUACUCAACUGAUGAUUUACCGCCAAGGCUGGCACCAUAUGAAACACUAAAAUUAUGUGAAAUCUGUAAUGUUUUGAUUGGUUCAGAAGUAUACUUACUGAGCCAUCUCCGUGGACGACAACACCAGGAAGCGUUGCAACAGAAGCAAGACGUUACAGCACUUUCAAGAGAGGAACUGCUGUCAUUCAGCAUAACACACAUUGUUGAUGCGCCAGCUGACAAGAUAGAUCCUCGAAUUGCACUUGAUAAGGAACGUCAGAAAGCACUCAAGAAGCGGUGCAAAAAGAUCCGUCUGCGAAUGGCUUCGAGAGGGCAGGAAUAUGAAUCCAAGAGGGAGAUUCCACAAAAAAUAGAGUCUCCAAAUAAAGUUCGCCUCCAGAAAUGUCUCCGUGAUGUUGAGAAGUUACACAACACACAAGGGAAAGGGCAGUGGCCAAAUAAUUCUGUAACAGCUCUUGAACGAGCCUUGGGUGAAGUGAACCGCAUCCUGUCCAAACAGAAUACGCUUGAUCAGUUGGCUUUCCAGGCACUGAAUGGUUUUACUGUGCUUUCAAACAUGCUUAAUUUGGCUAUGGAUGUACCUCCAAACAUGGCUCCAUACUUGUCUUCCAAAUGCUAUGUAACAGUUUGCACAUCAUAUACUCUUGCUUGUCAAGCAAAUGAAGUAAACUGCAAAUAUGUUUUGUUUAGCAAUAAAGUAAGCACAGUAUUGGACCUUCUUCACCACAGAUUAACAGAGCUGAUCCCAGACCGCGGCCGAGGUCUGGCGGUAAUCAGUGCCAGUGGAAAUGCGACGCUUCCUGUGGACAACUUGGCCGGAGCGUUGAUGAAGCUCUUGGCGCUCGUCCUUACCCACGCAGCGUCACCUGAGGACGGCCCUAAAGAUGACGUCACAGUCCGAAUACAAGAUGUGAUCAGCUACACUGUGAGCUUGGGCGUUGUGGACCGUCUGGCAGCCUACUGCGGGGGCGUCAGGGACCCUAUCGACAACGACCCCAACGGAGCCAACUUCCUACUAGCUGGUCUCGAGCUUCUGUCGACGCUUGCGGCUAGGUGCAGCGGCGCGGCGGACGGCGGCACGCAGCUGUCUGGCGCGCUGCAGGUGACGGAGCUGGUGGGCGCCGUGUCGAUGCUGUACGGCGCGCUGCUGCGCCAGGGCGCGCCCGCCGCCAAGCCGCCCCCGCCGCUGCCGCCCCACACCGUCAGCGUCGCGCUCGCCACCUUCCGCCUGCUCGGUCACGUCGCCGAGCUGCACCUGCCCAUGUUCCAGAGCGUGCUCGGCGCUGAGGGAAUCUCGCUGCAGUUCCGGCACAUAGCGUCCUACCUGCUAUGGUACUGCUCGCACGCGAGCGAGAACGACCUGCUGCACGAGGUUGUAAGAGUCGUCGGCUUUUUCGCAGUUCGCAAUCCGGACAACCAGAUGAUGUUGCAGUCGGGCAAUACGCCGACGGUGCUGCAGCAGCUGUGCGGGCUGCCGCUCGCCUACUUCAGCAGGCCGGAGCUGUCUGCGCUGCUCUUCCCCACGCUGCUCGCCUGCUGCUCCGGCAACCAGCAGAACAGGGCCAUCCUCGAGCAGGAGGUCAGCUACCAGCUGCUGGAGGAGUUCCGGCAGUCGGAGGCCGCCAAGAAGAGCCGCCUGGUAGCACUACUGGAUGCCAACAGCGACGCCUGAACCUGGGUGCAGCCUGCAGACGACCGACGGAUUGAUUACUUCUGUACUGGCUAAGGCAGCUCAACACUAAGUGGGGAUGCAUUUCCUCAGUCGGCUCAUAUUUUCUCAUUACUCCUCCAUUUCGCCGAAACGUAGUAACCAUUGUUAAAGCUAGAUAAUCUGUGUGUGGGCUUUAAUUGGGCUUUAAUUGUCUACUUACAUACUGAGGGCUUUUUUUCAGCUGUCGAACGUUGAAUACAAAGACUGAACUUUUCGCUGAUGUGAAAAUUGUUUCCUUACCAACAACAGUUUAUAAGCAAUAGACCUGUUUGUGACGCAUUGAUGCUGCGUCCUUUUAGGAGUAUCCUGUUCUGGAAUUUGUCUACGGUACUUCUUCCUACUCGGUUUUGUGACUAAUUUUCAUUCCUUGAAGUGCUCUGAUGGAACGAUUCUAGAUCAGUAACGCCAAAAACUGUACUUAGUUGUUAGGAACAUUAUAAGAAUUUAAUGAAAGUCAUUAAUACUAUUCGGUAUAUAAAGUAUAUCUAAAAAACUAUGUAGUAUGUGUAAAUAUAUGUAUAUUAAUUUACUUUAUAAUUCACCCUCAUUAAUAUUUUCGCGUGAUGAUAUAACCACACUAAGCAUUUUUUCCCCCUGAGACAUAGGAAUUUUAUGUGGUUUAACCACUCAAAGUAUGUGAUUAAUGGCAACAUAUGUGCUUCCUAUUCUAUGGAGCAGUAUUUUUCUUUAGGUUCCGAAGUAGUACCUGUAACAGUAACCUACACUUAAAAGCAUACAUGAAGUGCCUGGAUAAAAUAACUCGCAGCGGUAUGUUGAAAUAAGCAAUACAACUAAGGCUGGAGGUAUGAAAGUGUAAUGUGACUUUCAGGUGUAAUAUAAGUGAGCGAUGUACUAAAUUUACGUAAUUUCACUUUGCUUGCAUCUCUAUAACUAUUACCAUCCAGGAAAGAAUUUAAUGGUCGCUUAAUUGCAGAUUUUUGCAUACUGAGAUGAAAUAAUCAGUCUCUGUUAAUCAUGAAUCUACGAGGGACUUCGCAUUCACAGAUGGUCCUCAAGUAUUUCUCGAAUGAAGCAGAUUUAGCGUAAUUUACAUGCAACUAAUGACCUCUUUUUACAUCGAAACUUCAGAGCUUUAUGUAGCAUAUUUGUAUUUUUGAAAUGUUUUGUAAGUAUUAUAAUCCUUCCGGUCCCCCACAUGUGGCAAUCUUGUCAGUCCGUCUUGUAGAAAUUUGCUGUGAGCAUCAUAGUUGAAAUCGGUAAAGGUCAAUUAGUGUAACAGAAAACUGUUACGAAGCAUAAGAUUGUCUUCAUUACUUACCACAGAUUUUGGCGUAACAUAGGGUAUGUGAAAACGAUGCAAAGAAUCAUGAAGGUAGACAGUAUACUGUUAUACAAGAAUUCAGUAAAAUAAGAAUUUGUGUUAUGAGUAUUGUGUUGCCAGCAAGUAAUAAGUUUCUAAUCACAUGUAACCUUUUAUUUCAUCCUCGUAGUGUCCUUACCUAAUGUGUGGAAAAUAAUAGUAUCAAUUAAUUAUUGACACAUUUAGCAAGUAUUUAGUUAGCUUGAGAAGCACAAGAAUGUUUUCAGUAUUAUAUAUUUUAGCAUUUCUCAAAAGUGAAAUGUAACCUUGUUUAGCGUAUAUAUACUCCUAAUAAAAUUGUA